CGAUCUUAAAUCUUAAAUUGCUUACUCUCAUCAAUGGUUGUCAUAAUCCUUUGUUAACUAAGGUCCGCUCUUUAUGUCAGCCUCUCUGUCGAGGUUGGCUACUUCUUCUCGAUGGCAUUUACGGGUUUCUUACAGCUGUCGCCAUUCUAGUGGCGUCCGCUCUCUCAGCACUCAUACAACACCCAAAGUCAUAAUAUCCAAGCAUAUAGAGGGUCGAAAAGAUCCGGGCAUCACGGUCUUCUCAGGCAUCCAGCCUACUGGGAUACCGCAUCUUGGCAAUUAUCUAGGCGCACUUCGUCAGUGGCGCGAUCUACAAAAUUCGGAUACGGAAGUCACUCCAGUUUUCUGCAUUGUAGACCUUCAUGCUUUGACAACAGUGAAUCCACAGGAGGCGGCAGUAUUAAGGCAACGUAAAAGAGAGACUUUAGCGUCCCUUUUAGCAGCAGGAUUGGAUCCCGAGAAGUCCAUCAUCUACUUCCAAUCGAGUCUUCAAUAUCAUGCUGAACUCAUGUGGAUCCUCAGCUGCAAUGCCUCAAUGGGAUAUCUUACCCGUAUGACCCAAUGGAAGAGUAAAAUGGAGCUGCCCGAUGAUGCCGAACUAACUACUUCGUCCCCUGGAAAGCAGCUCAAGCUAGGCCUGUUUUCUUACCCAGUACUUCAAGCUGCGGAUAUCCUACUUCACCAGGCUGACAUUGUGCCGGUUGGGGCAGACCAACGCCAGCACAUUGAGUUCACAAGAGAACUUGCAAAGGGCUUCAACAACAUUUAUAAAGACGAAAAGACGUACGGAGAUGUAUUCAAGCUGCCCAAGAUUCACAUUCCUCCAACUGCUAGAAUCAUGUCGUUGACAGAUCCAGUCGAGAAGAUGUCCAAAUCACACCCGAAGGAAUCCUCCCGUAUCGAGCUCACGGAUUCAUCGGAUGCCAUUCGCCGAAAACUUCAGAAGUCGGUCACUGACUCGAUUGAAGGAAUCUCGUACGACCCGGACGUCAGACCUGGCAUCUCCAAUCUCAUUGACAUUCUCUAUACUUUAGGUCACCCAGACCUUGGUUCAUCAAAGGGCCCGGAAGGACUUGUACCAAUCCUUAGUACACUCAGUAAGCUCGAGUUGAAACGGACAGUGGCAGACGCCAUUGACACAGAGCUCCGGCCAAUCAGGGAGAAGUACGUCAACAUCAUGAAAGAGGAUAAGCAAGAUUCAGGUUUCUUAGACAACAUUGCUGUCACCGGAAUGGAGAGAGCAAAAAAAAGAGCAAAGUCUACCAUGGAUGUGGUGCGUCUUGCGCUCGGUUACGGGCAUUGAGGAGAAUGGUGUAAUAUAUAAAUGUAUACAAGACACAUUUACAAUGUACAUCAACAGAAGUUUCGCGACUAACACGCGUCCAGAAGCUACAUCCAUAUAAGGUGGACAGACCAUAAUUGGUUGCGCUCAUGCUGAUAGAACUAGACCUCAGC
Messenger RNA from Pseudovirgaria hyperparasitica, 1455 nucleotides. Its product is annotated as tryptophan-tRNA ligase. The transcript is spliced from 5 exons. The record is from RefSeq and is a predicted model, not a curated record. Bases 74 to 1303 code for a protein of 409 amino acids. Gene Ontology annotation, molecular function: tryptophan-tRNA ligase activity; ATP binding. Gene Ontology annotation, cellular component: mitochondrion; mitochondrial matrix. NCBI's taxonomy places the organism in Eukaryota, Fungi, Ascomycota, Dothideomycetes, Acrospermales, Acrospermaceae. Gene Ontology annotation, biological process: mitochondrial tryptophanyl-tRNA aminoacylation.